This is a messenger RNA of Trichoplax adhaerens, 555 nucleotides long. RefSeq lists its product as uncharacterized. The transcript is spliced from 8 exons. Lineage: Eukaryota; Metazoa; Placozoa; Uniplacotomia; Trichoplacea; Trichoplacidae. The record is from RefSeq and is a predicted model, not a curated record. Bases 1 to 555 code for a protein of 184 amino acids. Gene Ontology annotation, molecular function: protein binding.
AUGGAAGAGAUAGACUAUCAAGAAUCACAAACGGAGGAAGCUGAAGUUUUAUGCUCGAUUUACGAAUCCGAUGAAAAUUUCAAGAAAAUAUCCGAUCAACGAUUUUCCUUCAUGUUUGGAGAUGAAGGAAGCCCAAAAUCAUUCUUAGUUCAUAUUAUAUGGACUGAAAAUUAUCCCGACGCUCUUCCCGAAUUCAAUUUAGAUGCAUUUUAUAAUAAUCACCUAAACUCUACACAAAAAAAGUCAAUCGUCGACAGAUUACUGCUGGAGUCUCAAGAAUUAAUCGGAUCGGCUUUAACGUAUACAUUAUUUGAAUGGAUCAAGGAACAUCUGGAUGAGUUAAUAGUAGUUCAGGAAAGCAAUCAACAAGAAUCUGAGGGGAAUAAACAUGAGUCUGACCAAGUGAAAUCAACCACUACUGUAAAGGACAAAAAAGAACAUCUAUCAAAGCAGCAGAAGCGGAGAUUAGCGGACAGAGGCUUCUUAAAUGACGAAAGACCUCGAGGAUGGAACUGGGUAGAUAUAAUAAAGAAAGGGUCAUUACAAGAAGCAUAA